Molecule: messenger RNA, 480 nt
Organism: Menidia menidia (Atlantic silverside)
Lineage: Eukaryota; Metazoa; Chordata; Actinopteri; Atheriniformes; Atherinopsidae
Source: the annotation of a GenBank genome assembly
GAAGCCGUGGAGACCCAGCCCGAUCCGGCCGCCAGCGAGAUCCCGACCGUCCGAAAGCCGGGCAAGGAGACCGCCUGGCUGGGGCCCAAAGAGAGCGCCGUGCGCCAGCACAGGCAGGAGAUGAAGACCAAGAUGAAGUGCAACAAGGUGGAGGAGUUGAAACCCACUCGACCCAAACAGACUCAGUGUCAGCAGGAGCUGGACCAGGUCCUAGAGCGGAUAUCCAAGAUGCCCUUCAGAGAUAACCGAGGUCCCCUGGAAGACCUGUACGCGCUGCACAUCCCAAACUGCGACAAGAGAGGGCAGUAUAACCUCAAACAGUGCAAGAUGUCUCUUCACGGCCAGAGGGGCGAAUGCUGGUGUGUCAACCCCCACACCGGCCGGCCCAUCCCAUCGGCGCCCACCGUGAGGGGCGACCCCAACUGUGGCCAGUACCACCGGGAGCAAGAGCUGGAGCUCCCCGACACCACCCAGAUCUAG